AUGAGUUCGGACGAGGAGAACGCGUUGCAAAUCGACGAGGGCGAACCAGAAGAGGAGAAGCCCCAGUCGACCAGAACCAGACGAUCCACCAGGAAAGAUCGGAAGCGCAAGCGAUUUAACGAUGACGAAGAGUACGAAGAACCAGAGCCGGAGGUGGAAAAGCGCGUUAGUCGCCGGGCAAAACGAGCGACCAGGAGGAGCUCUUCCCCUGAAGAAGAUCCCGAUGAAGACGAUAUCUCCAACUCUGCAAAAUCGAGCGAUGAUCUGGUCGCUGAAUGGGACCUCGAGCCAUUGAACAUCCACUACACCGACGACGAGUACAAAACCAUCAAGUCUUAUCGAAUCUUCAGCAGCAUUAUGCAGCCACGAGUGUCGCUCAGCGCCGGUGUUCGAAAACUCUCGCGUCCGAAGAUCGAUCAGCUGAUAAACGCGCUCUGGACCGAGUUCUGCGCCAUGAAUCCUCACAGCGUUGAUCCCACCAUUCCUUCGCCGUCAAGCUCUUCUCGAUCUUCUGGAAGAUCAUCCUCAAAACGAAGCUCGAAGAAAGAAAAACGCGUUGCCCCGCUUCGACUGAAACUUCCAAAGAAAAAGGCGAAAAAGGAAUCCGAAGAAGAGGAGGAAGAAGUCACCCUCGAUGAUGACGACGAAGAAUACCAAGAUUACGCUGCCGCUCCUGCAGAAAAAAGUCGCACUUCUUCGAGGCGAACCAAAAACGAAGAAAAAACUCUUCGCGAGCCAGACGAAGACGACUUCCAAGAACUCGCAGAUGUCCCUGAAGCCGGACCGAUCGUCCACGACGAGCUCUGUUACUUUUGCAAAAACGGCGGCGAACUGCUCGCCUGUGAAGCUUGCCCACGAGUUUACCAUCCUAAAUGCCUCAAUCCUCCCCAAGUGGAAAUUCCAGAGGGCGACUGGUUCUGUCCCCACUGCAGCUCCGAACCCUUGCCAAGCAGGGUUCAAAAGAUCUUGACUUGGCGAUGGCACGAGGCGCCGUUUACGGAAGUCGAUGAUGAGAGACCGGGAAAAGAGGGUCAGAAGCGAAAGCUGAUGGGGUACAAAUACCGCGAGUACUUUUGUAAAUUCGAAGGGCUCUCUUAUUGGGACACACAGUGGGUUCCAGAAGUUCGAAUGGAACAGCACUCAAUUCACAUGUGGCGAACUUAUCAUCGACGACUCUCUCCAGACUCUGAGCCCGACCAUGAAGAUGUUGAAAACUUCGACGACACUGAAAUGGCGGAAAAGUAUUACAAGUAUCAUAUUCAACCGGAAUGGCUCAAUAUACGACGAGUCAUCAAGCAUCGCGCCAACGCGUAUAAUCCGAAAAUAAAAGAAUAUCUAGUCUUGUGGAGAGGAUUAGCAUAUUCCGAGUGUACUUGGGAAGAAGAGGACAAGGAUAUAAACGGGCUCGCUGAAGCGAUUAAGAACUACCACGAUCAUAGAAAAACCAUCAUGGCCGAAAAGAAGAAUAAGAGAGGAAAGAAUAAAGAUAAAACCACCAAGAAGGUCAAACCAUACGAGGGCCAACCUCAAUACAUCAAAGACAUCAACCUCUCCCUCCACGAUUACCAGUUAGAAGGUCUUAACUGGCUUCGCUUCUCCUGGUCUCAGGACACGAACGUCAUCCUCGCCGAUGAAAUGGGUCUCGGUAAGACCAUCCAAUCCGCCGUUUUCAUUCGUAGUUUGAUGAUGGAGAACAACUCAAAAGGUCCCUUUUUGAUUUCGGUCCCUCUCUCCACUUUGCCAAACUGGGAGCGUGAGUUCGAGCUUUGGGCUCCGGAGCUAUACGUUGUCAGCUACCACGGAGAUGGUAAAUCGCGUGCAGUCAUCCGUGAACAUGAGUUCUCGUUCGACGAGAAGUGUAUGGCCACAUAUGCAAAGCCGAGCCGAUUGCGUGAUGGUUGCCAAACCAAGUUCCACGUCUUGCUCACUUCCUACGAAAUGGUCUCCAUGGAUAACGCGCUCUUACAAUCCAUUGACUGGAGCUGCCUGAUCAUUGAUGAGGCUCACCGACUCAAGUCCAACCGUUCCCUCUUCUUCAAGGUCCUUUCUGCUUACAAUGUAGCUCACAAGGUCUUGCUCACCGGAACUCCACUCCAAAACAACCUCGAGGAACUCUAUCAUCUGCUCAACUUCCUCGUUCCAGAAAAGUUCAACGAUCUUCAAAGCUUCCUCAAUGAUUUCGCUGUUAUCAGCAAAGAAGACCAAGUCAAGAAGCUCCACGAUCUCCUCGGCGCUCACAUGCUUCGUCGACUCAAAGCUGAUGUCCUCAAGGGCAUGAAAGGCAAGGUCGAAAUGAUUGUCCGAACAGGUCUUACUCCGAUGCAGAAAAAAUACUAUAAGUUCGUCCUCACUCGUAAUUACGAAGCUCUCAAAGUAAAAUCGGGUACUUCUCUGACCAAUGUUCUCAUGGAGCUGAAGAAAAUCUGCAAUCAUCCUUAUCUCAACGACAAAUGCUCCGAGGGCGCUCCUCGUCUUUCGAACAAUGCUUUCGAGGGAUCUGAACUUACUGCCAAUUGUGGAAAACUUCUUCUCAUGCAGAAGAUGCUCAAGAAGCUGAAAGAAGAGGGUCACCGUGUCCUAAUUUUCUCUCAAAUGACCAAGCUCCUCGAUCUUCUAGAAGACUACCUCGAGUACGAACAGUACAAAUACGAGCGAAUCGAUGGUUCCAUCACGGGUUCCGUUCGUCAGCAAGCUAUUGACAGGUUCAACAAACCAGGCUCUGACUCAUUCAUUUUCCUCCUAUCCACUCGAGCUGGUGGCCUUGGUAUCAACUUGGCAACUGCUGACACCGUCAUCAUCUAUGACUCCGAUUGGAAUCCCCACAACGAUAUCCAGGCCUUCUCUCGUGCGCAUCGUAUCGGCCAGAAAAAUAAGGUCUUGAUCUAUCGUUUUGUCACUCAGAACUCAGUCGAAGAACGUGUCGCACAAGUGGCGAAGAAGAAGAUGAUGUUGAACCAUCUCGUUAUUCGACCUGGUAUUGGUCAGAAAAACAACGCUGCCCUCUCUAAAAAUGAGAUGGACGAUAUUCUCCGAUUCGGAUCAGCCGAACUCUUCAAGGAAGAAGACUCGGACAAGGAUGUCGCCUACACCGAUGAAAUGGUGAACGCUCUUCUCAACCGUGCUGCCCAUGACGACGAAAAGGAAGAAGAUGAAGAUCGAAACAAGCUUCUUGACGAUUACUUCUCCGGUUUCAAAGUGGCUAACUACAAGCUUACCGAAGAAGAGAAAGAAAAGGAGCUCCAGGAAGCGAAAGAAUGGAGUGAAGGUGUUGAAAAUGUCGAUACAAACUAUUGGGACAAGCUCCUCCGUCACCACUACGAGCAAGCUGUCAUGGAAGAACACGCAUCCAAGGGUGUCGGAAAGCGUGUUCGAAAACGAGUCGAGUACUACAACAGUAAUCCACCCGAGGAGCUUUCUAACAUGGAGAACGGUGAUGAUUUCAACCCUGAUGACGGUGCUGGGUCUGACAAUGAAUAUCAAGAUGCCGAAACUGAAGGCAAACCUUCGAAACGACCUCGAUAUGACCGUAAUCAACCAAAAGCAAUGCCACCUAAGCUUGCCAAAGCUGGCCAGAAGGACUUUGAAGUCUAUGGCUUCCACAGUCGCCAACGCCGAGCGUACAUGAAUCUGGUUAUGAGAUACGGACUUCCACCAAAGGAGGGAUUUUCGGAAAGAUGGAUCCUUCGUGAGCUUUCUCGAAAGUCUGACAAAGAAUUCCGGGCUUACACCAACGUCUUCAUGGCACAUCUUUGCGAACCAACCUCCGAUGGCUCCGAUAAGUUCAUGGAUGGUAUUCCGAAAGAAAACAUGCCAAGACAAGGACUUCUCAACAGGAUCGGAGUGAUGGAGCUCAUCAACCAGAAAGUGCGCGAAUUCCGAAAAGUCAACGGCAUUUGGAGUAUUCCAGAAGACAAUCCCGAGAAUAAAAAAGACGAAACAAAGGAAGAAGAGAAAGAGGAGGCUGAAGAAAAGCCUGCAGAAGAAAACGCAUCGGAAGAGAAAAAGGAAGAGGCUGAGAACGGCAAAGAGGAAGAAAAUGCAAUGGAAGUCGAUGAAAAGAAGGAGGUUGAAAGCAAGGAAGAAGCUAAGACUAUCAAGGAAGAAAACAAGGAGAACGAGACGCCUAAGCCACCUCCAAAGAAGAAUUUCAUGUUUAAUAUUGCGGACGGUGGUUUUACCGAGCUGCAUACCUUGUGGAUGACUGAAGAGGACGCGGCGUUGAAUAAAGCUCGUAAGAUCAACGAGAUUUGGCACAGGCGUCAUGAUUACUGGCUUCUUGCUGGAAUGGCUACUCAUGGAUACGCGAGAUGGAUAGACAUUCAGAAUGAUCCUAAGUUUUCUAUCAUCAAUGAGCCCUUCCGAGCCAUGUCUCAAAAACAAGGCAACUUUCAAGACAUGCAAAAUCGAUUCCUCGGUCGUCGAUUCAAGCUUCUUGAGCAAGCACUUGUGAUUGAGGAGCAGCUUCGCAGAGCAAGCUUUCUAAAUCUCCACCAAGACUCAAAACACAGCGCCAUGUCACUGUCUAACCGUUUCGGUCAGCUAGAAACACUGGCUGAAACGCACCGCCUGCUUCCGAAGAUUGCCUCUGAUGGAAACAAGGCGGCGGCACACGUGCUCUUGAAAGUUCUCGAACAAAUGGAAUCACUCUUAUCCGAGAUGAAAAACGAUGUUCAUCGACUUCCCGCAGAGCUCUCUCGCGUCCAACCUGUUUCUGGUCGGCUCGGCAUGUCCGAGCGCGCGCUACUUGAAAGACUUCGAAAUCCCUCUUCAGCAGACUCCUCCUAUCCACCUUUUCAUCAAAUGAGUCCAGGCGCAUACUUCUUCGGUAUGCCCGUUGAAGAGAAACAAGAACCUACUGCCGACGAUUUCGUAGAAGAAGAAAAAGAUGAUACUGAAACUAUGGCAACCGAUGUUGAAAUGAAAGAUGUUGGCGUCGAGGAAAUGACCUCCGCAGACUAUUUCAAGGACCACUACGCUCAUUUUGCGAUUCAUGAGGAAAUGCUCAAGGACGAAAUCAGAACAAGAGCCUACAUGAACUCAAUCAUGAAAAACAAAGCUCUCUUCCGAAACAAAGUCGUCCUUGAUGUCGGCUGUGGCACUGGAAUUAUGAGCCUUUUCGCAGCUAAGGCCGGUGCGAAGAAAGUGAUUGCUGUUGAUAUGAGCGCGAUUGUUGAUCGAACGAAGGACAUUGUGAAGGAAAAUGAACUGGAAGACACGAUCACUGUCAUCAAGGGAAAAAUUGAAGACGUCGAGCUUCCUAAAGGCAUUGAAAAGGUUGACGUCAUCAUCUCAGAGUGGAUGGGCUACUGUCUCUUUUAUGAAACGAUGCUACCAACAGUCAUCUAUGCACGUGACAAAUGGCUUGCAAAAGACGGCAUUAUCAUGCCUGAUAAGGCUUCUCUCUACUUCACCGCCCUUGAGGAUCGUAACUACAAAGAUCAGAAAGUUGAAUUCUGGAAUAACGUCUACGGCUUCGACAUGUCGAUCAUGAAAGAUGUCGUCGUGCGAGAGCCACUGGUUGACACGUGCGAUCCCGCCCAGUUGGUUUGCAAGCGGUCCACUGUCAAAGUCAUUGAUCUUUACAAGAUCAAGCAAGAGGACUUGAAGUUUGAAGCAGAAUUCACCCUGACAGCCAUGCGAAAUGACUACAUUCACGGCUUGAUCGCGUACUUCUCCGUUGAGUUCACGAAGUGCAAGCAAACGAUCAAGAUCAGCACUGGCCCACACGACGAGUACACUCACUGGAAACAGACGAUUUUCUACCUCAAGGAUGUGGCCACUAUCUGCAAGGGUGAACAAUUAAAAGUCAAACUUGGAAUGGUGCCGAACUUGGAGACACGAAAAGACCUCUUGAUCAAGAUGAAGGUGGAUUUCGACGGCGAGCGAAGCUCGUUACACGAAGAGACAGAAUACGUCAUCAAAUAA
Oikopleura dioica is the source of this 5925-nucleotide messenger RNA. The record is from the annotation of a GenBank genome assembly. Lineage: Eukaryota; Metazoa; Chordata; Appendicularia; Copelata; Oikopleuridae.